Molecule: messenger RNA, 8883 nt
Organism: Leptopilina boulardi
Lineage: Eukaryota; Metazoa; Arthropoda; Insecta; Hymenoptera; Figitidae
Exons: 18
Coding region: 3116-8617 (1833 amino acids)
Biological process (GO): mismatch repair; reciprocal meiotic recombination
Cellular component (GO): nucleus
Molecular function (GO): mismatched DNA binding; ATP binding; ATP-dependent DNA damage sensor activity
Source: RefSeq, a predicted model, not a curated record
UGUUUUUUUAAAAAAAGGAAAUCAGUAAAGAAUAAAUUUUUCUGCUUUCGAUUUUUCUUUUAUUUCCAGUAUUGAUUAUUAGCAAGGAAUGUCAAUUUUUUAAAAAUAUUUUUUUUAAUAUUCCAUAGUUAUUUUUAUUUUAUGAAUCAAAAAGAAGAAAGGAAAUUUUUAUUUAUUUCAAAAUUUAUUUGAAAAAUUCGACAGAUAUUUUUUUAAAACAAUUUCUUGAUAAAACGUAAAUAAUUAUAAAGUAUUAAUUUUGUUUUUAUCAGAAGUUAAUAAUUUUUAUUUUUAUAAAACUUAAAAUUAAGUUUUUUUUUUUGCAACUGAAGGAUGUUAUUACAUCAACAAAAAAUAUAUAAUUUUAAAGUUGUUAGAAAAAUUUAUUUUACAGCAGAGAUUUGAUAUUUUUGUUGUGUUGAAAAAAAGGAGAUAAUUUUUUUAUUUCAAGAAUUUGAUUUUUUUGAGUUUAUAUUAAUCUUAAAUAAAUAUUCGAGGCUCAAUUAUUUUUUAAAAAAUAAUGCAUUUGAAUUUGAAGAUUUCGUUUGGCUUUCGAUGUUAUCGAAUAUAUUAUUUCGAUAUAUUAUUAUAUUAUAAUAAUUUUGACAAUAUAUUAUUAUAUAUAUAUUCCCUUCGUGGAAAAAGAGAGCGAUAUGAAAGUGAAAAUUGUAAGAAUUAUGUCUUACAAAUAUCUACACAUUGUCAAUUAUCUACACAUCAUUGUGAAUUGUGAUCGUGCAAUUUUUUUGUACAUAUGCUUCAUAUUAUUAUUGACGAUUAGAACGAUUAAGGUAAAGAGUUAUCAUUUUUUUUUCCGCUAUCAAUGUGGAUCAUUAAAAAAAAAAAAAAAAAAAUGGACUCGACAAAAAAAAGAAAGAGAAACCUUUCUCCGCAAGAGUGAGUUGACGAUAAGAAUAUGGGUAAAAAAAAUUAAAAGGACCCAAUAAUAUUAAUAAUAAUAAUUGAUAUUUGUCAUUCAGAAAUUUCGAUACGUGAUAUAUGUCUAAGGUUGAAUUUAUAUUUUAUUAUCAUGAUAAUCAUUUUACGAAUGCGAUAAAUUCGCGCUAGUUAGUAAGCUUAGAUUCAAUUUACGCUCUACUAUCCCUUUAAAUAAUAAACUUCAUUUCGAGACUAGCAUCUGCGAUUCGACAUUUAGAUUGUUCAUAUACGAUAGAUAAAAUUGUUGGAAAUUGUAAAAAUUUUAAAAAAUAUUUUUUUAUUUUUUUUUUAUAAAAAAAAUUCUGAAACGAAGUAACAUUUACAUAGUAUAAGCUUUUUUUAAUUUCUUCGUCUUCUUCUUCUUUCCUUCUGUUUUCUUCUUUUCUUGUUUUUUUUUUGUUUUCUUUUCCUCUAUAGUUUUUCUUAUUCUUGUCUGUUGUCUUCAUUUUAGAAAUGUUUAACAUUUUUUUUUAAGAUGUUUAAGAUUUAUAUACGAAUUUUAAUUAGUUUUAUUUUAAUUUGUUUAUAUUUAAUGUUACUUCAAUCUAUAUUAAUCUUUUGUAAAUAGUUAAACGUAUCUAUAAAAUUUUUUAAAUUCUUUUAAAGAGACUUAAUUUUAAUUAUAUGUAGUGUUAUUUUAAUUAUUUAAUUACUAAUGUUUAUUCAAAGUAUUAAUAAUUAUUAUUUUCUCUUUUAAUAGAAUGUAUCAAUAAAAAUUUUAUAUAUUUUUCAAUUGUUAAAAAAUGACACGAAAAAAUGUAUUUUUUUCUGAAGAAAAUAAAUUUAUAAUUCAAAAUCAAAUAAGUAUUAAAGAAAACUUUGAAUUAUUAAUUAAAAUUGUGUCAUUUCAAAAAUUUGAAGAAUUUAAAGAUGAGAUUAGUUUAUAUAAAAAAGGGAAGAAGAAGAAGAAACGAGAAAUUUGUAAAAUUAAAAAAGUAAUAAUUAUAAAAAGAAGUAAUAAAUAAUAAGAGAGAGGAAUGAAAGUGUAUAAAUAUAAAAAACGUUUUUUCUAUAAAAUCUUUACAAUUUCCAGUAUUUAUUUAAAAAAAAAAAUGUAAAAGAGAAAAAAACUCAAAAGCUGUCGAAUAUGAACAAUCUUAAGAAAAAUUAAAGAAAGACUUAUCUUGAAAUCUCAUAGAAAAAAAAUUGUAUUUCAAGUGCCGCAAAGAAAAAAAAAGAAGAAGAAGAAGAAGAAAAGACGUUUUUUAUAUAAUUAUGGUUAAUACAGAGGAAAUAUAUAGCUUUUAAAGCUAAGCUAAAAUUUCAUUGUUGGCACUGAUAAUCAUAAAUAAUGGCACGAUUAAAUCGGAUGAAGCGAUGAAGCUAUAUUUAAACAUAUUUUAAUAAGCAAAACGUUUAUCGAAAACAAAAAAUUUAUAUAUUAUACAUAAAAGACAGAGAGUGUUAUUAAUGAAGAGCUCCUUGUGGUUAUAGAAUUUAAGAAAGUAGUUUCAUUUUUUUUUUUUUUUUUUUUUUGAAAAAAUAAGAGAAGAAAAAAAUUUUUUUUUCUCUGAAUCGCUAAUCGCUAGCAAGCUCGAUGUAAUUUUUUUUCAUAUAUCAUAGGGCAGCUUAUUAUACCGAGAUUUGCUUAGCAUUGUGCACAAGACAAUUAUUAUUAAUAUAUUAUGUACGUAAAAAGAAAAAUAUUGAUUGCAUUGCCCAAUCAGUCAACUCUCGUCCUUUUGUGAGGGUUUAAAAAAAAAAACGUAAUGUGUAAAUUUGGCAUGUUCACGAUUUAAUAUCUAAUUUGUAAAUAGAUAUACGCGAAGAAUCUGUUUAAAAAAAAAAAAAAAAAAAUUCUCUUUUUGGGAACGAUAGUAAUAUGCUAUUUAUUUCUAAAUAAUAGUGAUUGUGAUUGUAUUAUUUAUAAUUAUCUAUUUAAGUCUGUUGUUUUCAAGUUUCGGUGAUGUUGAACAGAAAAUAUUGAAUUUGUACAUACAUAAAAUAAUAAAUAAAUAAAAAUCUUCUAGAAUUUCUUUUUAAUUAAAUUCAAAUUUUGAAUUUAAAAUUCCCGCUGAAAAUAAUUCGUUACUAUGUUGGUACUACUGUAGAUCUCGAUUGCAGUGUGCUGUGAAGUUAGUUUAUUCCUAUUGGAGGGAAAGGUCAGAACUUGAUCAUCAAUCUUUUAUUUAUAAAAAUUAAGUUUUUAAAUGAUUUCAUUAAUUAUAUUUUCAAAAUGAAUGUGAUUCGAAUGGGAAAUAAUAAAGUUAGACCUGUUAGAGGUCGAGGUAGAGGCAAAGGAAGAGAUAGUCUUUAUUGGAAGCCUGGUAUUGAUAAAUUGAUUACCAAUCAUUCUUUUGGUCAACCAAAAUAUCAAUCUUCUGUUAGCGAAUCUUCUCGAGGUUUAUUUAACAAUACACAACCGUCAUCAAGUGUUGUUAGAACUCCAAGCACUAAUCGUCGAAUUCCAGGAAUUCCAACCUCAUCCUCUAAAAUAAGGAGUUCUGCCUCUACAAAUCCUCAACAAACAUCAUCUUCUGAUCUUUUGGAUUCCACUGUUGUUAUGGCUAUAACAACAGGAAGAGGAGAUGCAAGAUGUGAAGUGGGAAUGGCGGCAAUAGAUGUUAAAUUUCCUCAUUUAAUUAUCAGUCAAAUAAGUGAUACUCAAACUUAUACAAAUACAAUGACAAAAAUUCACUUGUUUAAUCCUGUCGAGAUUUUGAUGCCAGAUACAAUUUGUGGAGAAGAUGAUCCACGAAAAACAUUAUACAAUGAUAUUAAAUUGAGAUUCAAAGAUAUUCAAAUCACGCCUGUUGGGCGAAUGCAUUUUAACGAAGAAAAUGGAUUAGAUCGUAUAAAAAUGCAUUGUAGUACAGAAUUCUCAAGAAUUGAAUUAUUUGUCAAAGAAAAAUAUUAUGCACUUGCUACAACCGCGGCUCUUUUGAAAUAUGUCGAACAAAUUCAGCGAAUAAUCUAUGAACCAAAAUCAAUGAAAAUCGAAUUUCAAGCAUCUCAGGGUUCAACUAUGAUAGAUGUCGAAAGUGCAAUAAAUUUAGAAUUAGUUUCAAGUCAAGGUCCUCAAAGGAGUCACAAUCUUUUUUCAUCUCUCGAUAGAUGUGUAACUCCAAUGGGAAGACGACUUUUACGUUCAUCACUUUUGCAGCCACUUUGCAAUCGUGAUGCAAUUUUAGAAAGACAAACAUGUAUCUCUGAACUUGUUCAUAAUAGAAAUCUUCAUACGCUUCUUCAGCCAAUUAUAAAACAACUUUUUGGUGCUGAUCGAAUGCUUGGACUUUCAAUGCGAACAACAGUUACCAAAGAUACAAUUGAAUCUGCGGAAAGAAAUUUAAAUUAUAUUUUACUAUUGAAAACAUGUUUGGAUGUAAUUCCUCAACUUGCUGACGCGCUAGAUAAAGCAAUGUCGCCAAAAUUUGUGAAAAUUCGCGAGAAUUUAAAAGAUCCUCGAUUUGAAAAUAUGAAGGAACAAAUUUUACAUAUUGUCCAAAGCGACGCGAAAUCUGUAAACGGUUAUACUUCUGCGAAUAUGCAAAGAUGCUUUGCCCUAAAAAGUGGAAUAAAUGAUAUGCUUGAUGUCGCUCGACAAACCUACUGUGAACUUAUGGAACAAACGACAAUUUUAGUAGAUUCACUCGCUCAGGAAUAUCAUCUUCCGUUAACAAUCGCUUGCAACGCAUCUUUAGGAUAUCACAUUCAAAUGCAAAUGCCAAAACAACCAAAUUUUAAAAUCAGUGAUCUUCCUUGUAUUUUCAUAGAGGUGCAAAAGAAACGAAACAUUCUUAACAUGACAACGUAUUUAUUAAUGUCAUUAAGUCAACAAUGUAAAGAGGCUCGUAACGAUUUACAUAUCAUGAGUAGUUGCAUUCUCGAAACGUUAAUUAACAACUUGAGAAAUCAAAUCGGUUGUUUGUUUCAACUUAGCGAGGAUAUUGCAGAAUUGGAUCUUGUCAUGUCCCUCGCGAGAAUUAGUUCAAUUCCUGAUUUUGUGAAACCAAAAUUUGCUGAAAAUUUGCGAAUUAUUGAAUCUAAACAUCCUAUUGUCGAUCUUCUUGCCAAUCAACUUCCAAGACCAAAUAAUAUUGAAGCUUCAAUGGCCUAUAAUUUUUGUAACAUAACUGGACCAAACAUGAGUGGAAAAUCUACAUAUUUAAAGCAAAUUGUACUUUUACAAAUUAUGGCCCAGAUUGGUUGCUACUUGCCAGCGAGGGAAGCCACUUUACGAAUUGCAGAUAGAAUUUUUUGUAGACUGUGCCCUACAUACGAGGAUAUUGAAAGUAACGCAUCUUCCUUCAUUCAAGAGAUAAGAGAAGUCGAGUACAUUUUACAAUUCAUCACUCCAACGUCUUUGGUUGUUUUGGACGAAAUUUGCAGAAGUACUAAUGGCGAGGAAGGUGCGCCUCUUGCUUUCGCAAUUUGUGAAUCGCUUCUUCAAUCAACGGCUUUUGUUUUUAAUUGCACUCAUUAUAUUAACUUGACUAAAUUGACAGAACUUUAUCACAAUGCUGUCAAUUAUUAUUUCGUGUGCGAACCAAAUGAAUUGGAUAAAUGGGGAUUAAAGUACACAUAUAAAUUGAGAAAAGGAAUCACUAAUGUCGAAAAUUAUGGAAUUUCAGCUGCAUCUGCCUCUCGUCUACCAAAAUCCAUAGUUGACAAUGCUAAGAAAAUUGUCACCGAAAUUGCCCCGCAUUUUAAGCCAGUUCCACUUGUUAGAGCACCAAAACUAUCCUGGGAAAAGGAUUGUUAUGAUUGUAUUGCUAAAUUUGUGGAUUUAAUUAUAUCUGAUGAAUUUACUCUCGAGAAUGUACAAAAAAUAAUUGAACCAUUGCGUGGUAAUAGAAAUUUAAAAAUGACCAAGAACAAUGAUCUUUUGUAUAGUGUUUUGGAGAAAAAUUUUCAAAAAGAAGCACCAAAUUAUCAAAAUAUCGUUGAUAAAUCACAAAUUGUUUCCAAUGCUGGAAAUUCUAAAAUCAUUCAAUGUAAUCCCGAUUAUUUAAAUAAUAUUAUUGUUUCCGAGACUGAAACUUUAAAUAUUCAUCAUCAAAAAUUUCAACAAAUGGACGAUAAUUUUUCCUUUAAAAUUCCCGCCAGUCCAUUAAUCAUUAAAAAUAAAAGAUCUGAUAAUAAAAUAAAUCAAAGGAACUCAAUUCAAAAUUCAGAUAUUGAAAUUUGCACAAAAGGAAAAAUAAACAAUAAAUUUAAAUAUAUUGAUAAAUCUCUCGAUUGUCGUAGAAAUCGUACAUUACACGAAUUUGGUUUUUCGAAGAAAAAAAUGGAUAAUAAAUGUACAUCGCAUUUACAAAAAUCUCCCAAUUAUGAUGAAACAACGAAUAACAGUUUCAAAUCACAGCUUUCGGAUGUAUCUAAUUUGGAAAUAGAAAAGAAUUUCAGUAAUUUAUCUUCCUAUUCUUCAGAUAUGACAAAUAUUUCUAAUUUACAUACACCAAAAAAUUGGCUUCAAGGCGAAAUCGUAUCUGCGAAUAAUUCAUUAAAAAGAAUCCGACAAUUUGAUGAUGAUGAUUGUGGAUCUCCAUCUCGUAAAAAUGGACAUUAUUUCAAAAAUUCAAGAAAUUAUCAAGACGAAAUUGAAACAGAAUUUUCGAAUAUUAGUUCUGAUCAACAAGAAACUACAUCUCGAAGCAAUAAUAAUUUAAAAGAAAAUAAUUGUCAAUUUGAUAACGAUAUUUCUAAUACAACAAAAUCUCAAGUGCCAAGUCUUUCGAUUUUUAGUCCUCGUUCUUCAAUUCAAAAUAAUGAAAUUCUCAGCGAAAAAAAUUGGUAUCCCGAUAAUAAUGAUAACAUUUCUCUUCGAUCACAAUCACGAAAAACAAGUUUCUCAACUUUUACACCAAAUCAAAGUUUAAUGGAAAGACAAUCUGUGAAUGAUGAAAAUUUCACAUCUUUUGAAAUGGAUUCGCACAAUGAUUUUCAUGAAAAAAAACAACAAUCCAGUGAUAGUUAUAAUUCUCCAAAACCAAGUAUUUCGAAUUUUACACCUACGAAAAUUUCACUUGAAAGUGAAAAUUAUAAUUGGCAAUUUAACAACAAUUCUCAAUCUAAUCAAGAUAAUUUUUCUAGAAGAUCAAAAUCUCAAACACCAAGUAUUUUGGAUUAUAAUAAUAGUCCCUCGCACAGUUCAUUACAAAAACAAAAUCUCACAAAUUUUAGUCCUUGUCGAAUUUCACUUGAAAAUCAAGAAUCACAAAACAGUUUCUUCGGUGGAAGUUAUCAUUCAAUUGAAAGUGUUUCUAGAUCUUAUUUAUCUCCAAGUUAUAGUCCCUUAAAAAUUUCCCAACGUGAAAAAAUUGACAAUUUUUCACAAACAAAAGAUGAGAAAAAUAUUUCGAAAAGUUGUUGGAAUUUAAAUGAAUUGAAAAAAAAUUCAAAUACAUUAUCCGAGAGGUUGAGUAUUUCUCAUAAUUCUUCUCAAUGUGAAAUUAAAUCUCAAAGCAGUCCUUUUGAGAUAAAAUCGAAUAAUUCAAAAAAUUCACCAUUAUGGAAAACAAAAUGUAGUCACAUUGAAAAUAAAUCGAAUACUUCUCGUCAUUCAUUUCAAGAUGAAAUGGAAACACAAAAAAAACUCUUAAGCCAAAAAUGGCAAUUUAUUGACAAUGAGGAAAAUUGCACGAACAAUGGGAAUAAUCAUCGAAUAGUGGAAUUAAAUAAUUCAAAAUCAUUGGGAUUAAAUCUCUUCAAAUUUCCAACAAAUCAAAUUCAAAUUAAAAAACCUCCAAUGUUUGAAUCUCUCGAUUAUUUUAAAAGAAAAUUAUCACCAAGUAGUCAAUUGAGCAUUAAUAAUUUCUCACAAAAAUCAUCAAUUUCGACUGAAAUCGAAUCCGAAGGUUUACUAUUGAAAAAACCGAAGUAUAACAACAAUAUGGAAAAUUUUCAAAUUAAUUCCAUAAUUAGUGAUUCAACAGAUGUGAAUUCUUUAUCGUCAUUUAAUACAGAAAAUUUGUCUCAUUCAUUAAUAUUGACUCCAAAGAAAAGUCAAAUUUUUUUCAAUAUAAAAAAAAAUUCACCAAAACCUUGUGAAUCACAAUCGAAUAAAUCGUCGAGUCAAAAUCAAAUUUCUUCUCUCGCUGCAAAAAAUUCACAAAAAUCUUUAUUUGACUCACAAUAUAAAUCGUUGAGUCAAAAUCAAAUUUUUUCUCAAAAAAAUUCACCGAAACCUUGUGAAUCACAAUCAUAUAAAUUGUCGAAUCAAAAGCAAAUUUCUUCUCUCGCUGUAAAAAAUUCACAAAAAUCUUUAUUUGACUCACAAUAUAAAUCGGCAAGUCAAAUUUCUUUUCUCACUAAAAAAAUGUCACCAAAUCCUUAUGGAUCACAUAAAUCGUCGAAUCAAAACGAUUUUUCCUAUUUUGAUAAAGGAAAUAAUAAUUUAUUUAAAAAAACUGAAGAUAUAGAAAAUUUUGAUGAUGAUAAUAAAAUUUCACAAUUUGAAUCAAUUAUCGAUGAGGAUACAUUAGAAUUUAAUGAUAUUUCUGAAUUUCCUUCACCAAAAAGACAGGAAACAAAUACAAGUGAAGCAUAUAUUAUUUCAUCAGAAGAUUCAAUUGAAGCUUCAGCAAAUAUUCGACGAAGAGAAGAUGCAAUAUUUCGGGAAAUUGAAGAAAAUGCCAAUGAUGGAGAAAUGUUUUUACAACGAAUAUUUAAUAGUCCUUUAUCAAUGGAAUAUUCAGAGGAACUUUGCUCCUGCAGUUAUUCAUCUACCGACAAAUAGUAAGAUAAUUAUUUUAUAUUUUUAUCGUUUAACGUUAUUUUAUUUUUAAGUAUUUAAUUAUUAGAAAUAGAAAAUUUUUAAUUUCUUAUCAAAUUUAAGAUAAUUUAAUUAAAUUUGUAACAAAUAAAAUUUGUUAAUUAUUAUUAGAAUUCUUUUUGUAAUUAAAUUUAAAUUGUUAAUAUUUAAUUAAAAAUUAAAUUAAAAUAUUUAUUUAUAAAAAUGUAAAAUUUGAUUAAUAAAUAAAAAAAUGUGACAUUCUUUAUAAA